Orcinus orca (killer whale) is the source of this 6209-nucleotide messenger RNA. RefSeq names its product protein kinase C delta (gene PRKCD). Gene Ontology annotation, biological process: intracellular signal transduction; peptidyl-serine phosphorylation. Gene Ontology annotation, molecular function: diacylglycerol-dependent serine/threonine kinase activity; ATP binding. NCBI's taxonomy places the organism in Eukaryota, Metazoa, Chordata, Mammalia, Artiodactyla, Delphinidae. The record is from RefSeq and is a predicted model, not a curated record. Bases 373 to 2406 code for a protein of 677 amino acids. The transcript has 21 exons.
CCUCGCCCCCUCGCACUUCCGUGUGCCGCUGCGCGGGAGCUAGAGGCUGCGGACCCGGGAUCACUUGAGCGACCCCCGGCGUUCGCCCGCCGCGCCGAGGCCCGGGUGGUACCUCACCGGCCACCAGGCCCGUCCGGGUCGGGUGCGCACCGAACCCCCAUCCGCGCGCGCGCCCGGGAGCCGCGCCGAGAGCCAGACUCUAGCCACCGCGACCCCUGGCGCCUGGCCCGAGCCCGGAGGUCUGCCAGGAACUGGCCCAGGUGAGGGCGGUGGGCCUACUUCUGGUGGUGGUUGUGUGGCAGUGGUGGCAGCAGGAGCCAGGACUACGGACAAAGGGGAGCCAGGAGCCCCAGCCCUGCUGCAAGCCCCAACAUGGCACCGUUCCUGCGCAUCUCCUUCAACUCCUAUGAGCUGGGCUCCCUGCAGGCCGCAGAUGAGGCAAGCCAGCCCUUCUGUGCUGUGAGGAUGAAGGAGGCACUCAGCACAGAGCGUGGGAAGACGCUGGUGCAGAAGAAGCCCACCAUGUACCCCGAGUGGAAGUCCUCGUUUGAUGCCCACAUCUACGAAGGUCGCGUCAUCCAGAUUGUGCUGAUGCGAGCUGCGGAGGAGCCAGUGUCCGAGGUGACAGUGGGUGUGUCGGUGCUGGCCGAGCGCUGCAAGAAGAACAAUGGCAAGGCCGAGUUCUGGCUGGACCUGCAACCCCAGGCCAAGGUGUUGAUGUCUGUGCAGUAUUUCCUGGAAGACAUAGAUUGCAAGCAGUCAAUGCGGGGUGAAGACGGGGCCAAGUUCCCAACGAUGAACCGCCGUGGAGCCAUCAAACAGGCCAAAAUUCACUACAUCAAGAACCACGAGUUUAUCGCCACCUUCUUUGGACAGCCCACUUUCUGCUCUGUGUGCAGAGACUUUGUUUGGGGUCUCAACAAGCAAGGCUACAAGUGCAGGCAAUGCAAUGCUGCCAUCCACAAGAAAUGCAUCGACAAGAUCAUUGGCCGGUGUACGGGCACUGCAGCCAACAGCCGGGACACCAUAUUCCAGAAAGAACGUUUCAACAUUGACAUGCCACACCGGUUCAAGGUUUAUAACUACAUGAGCCCCACCUUCUGCGACCACUGCGGCAGCCUGCUCUGGGGGCUGGUGAAGCAGGGAUUAAAGUGUGAAGAUUGUGGCAUGAACGUGCACCAUAAGUGCCAGACGAAGGUGGCCAACCUCUGUGGCAUCAACCAGAAGCUCUUGGCCGAGGCCUUGAACCAAGUCACCCAGAGACCUGCCCGGAGGUCGGACUCCGAGACUGCAGAGACUGUUGGGAUCUACCAGAAUUUUGAGAAGAAGCCAGGAGUCUCUGGAGAUGAUGUCCCAUGUGAAGGAACUGGGACCUACGGCAAGAUCUGGGAGAGCAGCACCAAGUGCAGCAUUGACAACUUCACCUUCAUCAAGAUCCUGGGCAAAGGCAGCUUCGGGAAGGUGCUGCUCGCAGAGCUGAAGGGCAAAAAGGAAUUCUUCGCCAUCAAGGCCCUCAAGAAGGACGUGGUUCUGAUCGAUGAUGACGUGGAGUGCACGAUGGUGGAGAAGCGGGUGCUGGCGCUCUCCGGGGAGAAUCCCUUUCUCACCCAUCUCUUCUGCACCUUCCAGACCAAGGACCACCUGUUCUUUGUGAUGGAGUUCCUCAAUGGGGGCGACCUGAUGUAUCACAUCCAGGACAAAGGCCGCUUCGAGCUCUACCGUGCCACGUUUUAUGCGGCUGAGAUAGUCUGUGGACUACAGUUUCUACACCAGAAAGGGAUCAUUUACAGGGACCUUAAGCUGGACAACGUGAUGCUGGACCGGGAUGGCCACAUCAAGAUUGCUGACUUCGGCAUGUGCAAGGAGAACAUGUUUGGGGACAAACAGGCCAGCACCUUCUGCGGCACCCCUGACUACAUCGCCCCCGAGAUCCUGCAGGGCCUGAAGUACUCAUUCUCCGUGGACUGGUGGUCCUUUGGAGUCCUUCUCUAUGAGAUGCUCAUUGGUCAGUCCCCCUUCCACGGUGACGAUGAGGACGAACUCUUUGAGUCCAUCCGUGUGGACUCACCGUAUUAUCCCCGCUGGAUCACCAGGGAGUCCAAGGACAUCCUGGAGAAGCUGCUUGAACGGGAUACAACCAAGAGGCUGGGAGUGACAGGGAACAUCAAAAUCCACCCCUUCUUCAAGACCAUCAACUGGGCUCUGCUGGAGAAACGUGCAGUGGAGCCGCCCUUCAAGCCCAAAGUGAGGUCUGCUGGAGACUACAACAACUUCGACCAGGAGUUCCUGAACGAGAAGCCGCGCCUCUCCUACAGCGACAAGAACCUCAUCGACUCCAUGGACCAAACAGCAUUUGCCGGCUUCUCCUUUGUGAACCCCAAAUUCGAGAGGCUCCUGGAAAAUUGAGGUUGCCAGACACGUGCCCCCAGCCCACCCCAGCCAGGGAGCCUGGGUCAGCCAGCACGGCCUGCUGACCUGGCCCAGGCAGAGCAGGCAGGGCCCCCCACUUCAUCGGCACCUGCCUGUCCCCCACGAUAAGUAGCAGUGUGAUUGUCAUAAUUUCUGCUGCUGCCUGUCUCCCUCGUCCCCCAGAGAGGCCUCAGCUCCUGUCUGGCUGGGCUUUCAUGGUACUUCCUCUGUGAAUUGUAUGUGAAUUUGCUUUUCCUCUGCCCUCAGAGGGAAAUUGUAAAUCCUGUGUUUCAUUACUUGAAUGUAGUUAUCUAUUGAAAAAAAUAUGUAAAAUAUAUAUAUAUAUAUAUAUAUAUAUAUAUACACGCCUAUAUAUAUAUAUAUAUAUAUAUAUACACACGCCUAUAUAUAUAUGUAUAGGCGUGUAUAUAUUGCUCAGUAGAGAAAAAUGUGGGGGACUGGUGAUAUGAUCUUUUAAAAUAUAUAUAUAUUAUAUAUAUGACACACACCCUCCCCACCUCCCACCACCCCCCCACCCAAAAAAAAAAAAAAAAAGAGCACAAGCUGUUUGAAACGCCAGGUUCUUUUAUUUGUGUGUCUAAAUAAACACCAACUGAUGCUGACCUGGCUAUCAGGACACGUUUCUCCCAGGAAGCUGGUGGCUGCUGCUCCCACUUCUGGCAGCUCUGUCUUGGAAGUUAAACCGAGCUGUUAGCUGCAGAUGCAGACCCCUGGGCUUUCAUGCAAAUGUGUUUGUAUUUAUGGGUUUCCUCUGGCUCCAGGGCCAUGGGCCAAAAGCAGAAAACUUUUCUGGGUGGCUGAGGGAGCCCCAGGUGUCUCUGUGGGGUGAUGGGAGGAGGAGGGACCAGCUGCAGAGAGUCUAUCUCAGAAGAGUGAGGGGCGAGCGCUGAAAAGCAGAACAGUGCAAGGUCUGGCGGGGAGAUGUGAGCAAAGUCGUCGAGGCCAGCCCAGGCUGGGGAGGAGGACAGGGGAGAGAAUGGAAAUACAGCUCAGGCUUCAGACAGCUCUGGAUUCAAAUCGCAGAGUAGCCAAAAGAUUCGGCUUUUAAGAUGUCACUUAAUCAUUUGAAACCUCCGUUUCCUCAUCUGUAAAAUGGGGACAAAGCAAGGUGGUACUCGGUGUAACUCCUCAUCUCAUGUUUGUCCCCGCCCUUGCCACAGAGGAGUCUGUGUCUGAGUUCUAGAAUCUAUAUCUCAGGAGCUCUUUCCUACCUGGGGACAGGGAGGGGAGCAGGGUAGGAGAAAAAAGUGAGAAAAUGCCGAGUGGCCGGGUUGAGGUUGAGAGACUUGCUCAGUGUGCCCGUGUGCAGCGAGGAAACUGGUGGCAGCCGGUGUCCCCCUGAGCGUGCAGCUUUCUGUCCCCACCACUUCAACACCUGCUCACGGCUUCCUGUUUCUUCCUCUCCGCCUCUCUCUGGGCACAGGCCUCAGGCAGGGCCCUCCCUGCAGCCCCUCUGGUCCAGCCCCAGGCCCUCGUCCCUGGUGGUGGACGAGGUGCCCCCAGCGCCGGAUUGGCUGGCCCUGGCAUCCAAGUAGCUGACUUCCAGCAAGUUCAUUUUUCUGGACUGAGGUACAAGUUUCCACAGCUGGAGAGGUGCCAGAUGAGGGGGGGCUGAUACUGCGGGGAUUGGGGGCCAAACCCUCCCCAGAGAGACCUAAGUGUCUCCCUGUCUUCUCCAUCUGCCAUCCUCUUGGGAAACACUUGAAUCCCUGCUCUGCGUCCAGCAGUGAAAGCCCCAGAAGUGGGGCUUUUUCCCCUUGGGCUCACAGUCAGGGGGGGAGACACAGCGUGACAUGGGCUGUGCUGGGGAAUGCUGGGGCUCUGAGAGCCCAGAGGAGGAGCCUGGAGACCCCUGUUCCCUACUUCUGUUGCACAGGCCCCAGAAGCCCCCGGGGUGGUCCAGAGUGUGUUUAGAACAGAACUACAGUUGGUGAGUGAAUUCAGAGUCUCUCCCGUCGUCCUGCAGCUCCAAGGCAGAGCCAUGCAGCCAGAGCCCAUUUCCUCCUGCGUGGGCUGGGAGACUAAGUCGUUUUUCAGCCAGAGGCUGUGGAGGGUGGCGGGAAGAACGGAAGUGUGAGUUCUACUCCGCUACCCACACACUGUAACCACCACGAGUUUCUUCCUUAGGCCUCAGUUCCUCAUCUGUAAAACGGGACCAUUACUCCUUACUGGCUCUUGGAGCUCCCAGCUCUGGGGAAUCCCUCAGAGACUGAUGCUCGGUACCCCAUGGGGCUGGGCAAAGCCUGGGGGAUGGGGAAGCAGCUGCCAGGGAUGCUGCCAAACUGCCUGGGAAGCUGUGCGGCUCGAGGCCUGUUCCCAGAGUUGCACAGGCACCAGGACUGAUGGGUGGCCCAGGAAAUGCCUCUCGUGGCUGGGCCCGGAGCCACGCUUUCACUGGGAACUGGGGGUCUGGAAGACGGCCCUCCACCUGCCAGGUUCGUGGCAACCCUGCGUGGAGCAAGUCGAUCGGCACCAUUUCUCCAACGGCAUUUGUUCACUUCGUGCUUCUGUGUCACAUUUUGCACCACCAACUGUGCCCAUAUAAGAACUUAAUUCGAACUUCCCUGGUAGUCCAGUGGUUAGGACUCCAUGCUUCCACUGCAAGGCACAUGAGUUCAAUCCCUGGUUGGGGAACUGAGAUUCCACUUGCUGCACAGCACAGCCAAGAAAAACGCAAAAAGAUGAGAAUCCACCUGCCAAUGCAGGGGACACGGGUUCGAGUCCUGGUCUGGGAAGAUCCCACAUGCCACGGAGCAACUAAGCCUGUGGGCCACAACUACUGAGCCCACGCUCUAGAGGCUGCAAGCUACAACUACUCUAGAGCCCAUGUGCCACAACUACUGAAGCCCAUGCGCCUAGAGCCGGUGCUCCACAACAAGAGAAACCACCGCAAUGAGAAGCCUGCACACUGCAACAAAGAGUAGCUCCUACUCGCUGUAACUAGAGAAAGCCUGCGUGCAGCAAUGAAGACCCAACGCAACCAAGAUAAAUAAAUUUAUUUUUUAAAAAAGGAAAUACAUUUCACAAGGCUAUAGCUGCCACACAUAGUGAUUCCUCUGAUGGAUCUAAAAAUUGAAAACCUUUUGGAAAAGGUUUACCAUCCUAGAUGUCAUUAAGACAUUUGUGAUCCAUAGAAAGAGGUCAAAAUAACAUUAAGAAGAGUUUGGAAGAAGUUGAUUCCAACCCUCAUGGAUGACUUUGAGGGGUUCAGGACUUCAGUGGAGGAAGUCACUGCAGAUGUGAUGGAAAUAGCAGAAGAACCAGAGUUAGAAGUAGAGCCUGAAGAUGUAACUGAAUUGCUGCAAUUUCAUGAUAAAACUUUUAACGAACGAGGAAUUGCUGCUUAUGAAUGAACAAAGAAGGUGGUUUCUUGGGAUGGAAUCCACUCCUGGUGAAGAUGCUUUGAAGAUUAUUGAAAUGACAAUAAAGGGUUUAGAAUAUUACAUAAACAUAGUUGAUAAAGCAGUGGCAGGGCUUGAGAGGAUUGACUCCAAUUCUGGAAGAACUUCUGUGAGUAAAAUGCUAUCAAACAGCACUGUGUACUAUAGAGAAAUCAUUCAUGAAAGGAAGAGUCAUUUGAUAUGGCAAACUUCAUUUUUGUUUUAUUUUAAGAAAUUGUCACAGCUUCCGCAAUCUUCAAGCAACCACCACCUUGAUCAGUCAGCAGCCAUCAACAUCGAGGCAAAACCUUCCACCAGCAAAAAGAUUACAACUUGCUGAAGGCUCAGAUGAUGGUUAGCAUUUUUUAGCAAUAAAGUACUUUUUAAUUAAGGUAUGUA